AUUCUUCAGGUUGUUUUGGCAGUGUUGGGAGUGUGCUCGGCUGCACCCGUCAUAGGAGACACUCCAGAAGUGGCGGCCGAGAAAGCUCGCUUCUUCCAAGCUUUCAGAGCUGCUGAGGCAUCCGCCAAGAAACAUUACAGCUCCUGCCCUCAACAAGUGUACAGUUCCUACCUCCAACAGGCCUACAACCCCUCCUACUACCACACCGGCCAAUACCACCAUGCCCAAGUGGACGGCCCCAUGGCUGCCACCAUUCCCGCUGGUCUCCGUGACUCCACCAACCAGGUACCUGACAUCCCCGAAGUGGCCGCAGCUAUACAUUCUUUCUUCAGCACCUACCAGAGGCAGGCACCAGCAACGGCUCCUCCAACACUCUACUACUGA
Molecule: messenger RNA, 384 nt
Organism: Cherax quadricarinatus
Lineage: Eukaryota; Metazoa; Arthropoda; Malacostraca; Decapoda; Parastacidae
Source: RefSeq, a predicted model, not a curated record